UCUGCUUCUGCUGUCCUUGUUACGUCAUUCUCACGCAUUACAAUGAGGUUCUACAUCGUCACCGCCUGCCUAGCAGCAUUUCUUGCGUACGUAGUGAGCGAGCGCUGCCACGAGGAUGACGACGUUAGUAUUACAUGCGUGUUAACAGAGUGUUCUGGCAACCACACCAUGAUGAUCUGUGAGCAUAAUGAAUGCACAUGUGCCAUUGACCCACGAGUUCCUUGCAAUAUGAAGGCAGAUUGUGAAAAUGACUUGGGCGUGUGUGGGCAUGAACACCACGGACCCCACCAUGGACCCCAUGACGACAAGAGGGCCCCACAUGAUGAUGACAAGGCAUGGCAUUGUUUGGACAAUUUCUGUAAAUGUUUCUAGUCCACCAUUUGUUUUUUACAAUUAAUUUGAUUAUUUAUUCGGAAUACAUCAAUAGAACACUUGUCUUUUCUUAAAACAUCUUAUCCUCGUUUCUUGCAAUCUAUGCUUUUUAAGCUUGGAAUAAAGAAACUCUUGAAAUCA
Molecule: messenger RNA, 513 nt
Organism: Pecten maximus
Lineage: Eukaryota; Metazoa; Mollusca; Bivalvia; Pectinida; Pectinidae
Product: serine protease inhibitor Cvsi-2-like
Exons: 3
Coding region: 43-372 (109 amino acids)
Source: RefSeq, a predicted model, not a curated record